Messenger RNA from Archocentrus centrarchus (flier cichlid), 3384 nucleotides. It is a transcript of the gene sh3d19, whose product is annotated as SH3 domain containing 19. NCBI's taxonomy places the organism in Eukaryota, Metazoa, Chordata, Actinopteri, Cichliformes, Cichlidae. The record is from RefSeq and is a predicted model, not a curated record. Gene Ontology annotation, molecular function: protein binding. Gene Ontology annotation, biological process: protein transport to vacuole involved in ubiquitin-dependent protein catabolic process via the multivesicular body sorting pathway. The transcript is spliced from 21 exons. The coding region runs from base 89 to 3205 and encodes 1038 amino acids. Gene Ontology annotation, cellular component: ESCRT-0 complex.
ACUGAGCAACCAGUUGCUCUCAAAAUCUCACUUUUUUCUUUAUUUAUCUGUUUUGUUUUGUUGAAUUUCCGCAUCGUUUCAGAUCGGGAUGGCAGAAGCCAGGCGUGAGGAGGAGGAGGAGGAAGGCCAGACAUCAGAUCGUGCUGAAAGAACCAAGCCAGAAAACCUGCGUUCCAGCCAAGGGCCUCUGUCCUCAGUACGAGCUGCUAUCAAGCGAACAAGAACAGUCUCUCAGAGGGACAACAAAGACAGGAGGCGACCACAGAUCACCAUUGUAGCAGCAGAGCCUCUGGGGAGUAACAGCUGGUUCUCAGGAUCCUCUGUGGGUUUCCCUCCUCCUCAGCCAGGCUCAUCUACCGGCAGACAGCCUGUGUCACAGCUCCCACCAUCCUAUGACCAGGUGAUUAAAGAGAAGACCCAGGAGGAACACACCGUUAAGCCCACUGCAGCCCCCCGCCGGAGCAGCUGCACAACCACAAGUGCCACACAGACCGACCCUGUGAGCCAAGACCCUGCCACCGCCAUCACACAGUGUGACACACCUCCUUUGGCUGAGAAAAGAUCUGCUGGUAAAAAGCCACAAAAACCACCAAGGCCCUCACUGCCGAAACCAGCAGACAGAAAACCUGUGACUAAAACAGACAAGAAGGUUGUGACAAAUACUGCAGCGUUCACAAACACUGAGGACCAACGUGACGCUAAGUCUGAUGAAAAACAACUUGAACAGGCAGACUCCACGUGCACCCAAUCUGUAACUGUACACUGGAACAUUCCCAUAAAUCAUCUUCCUGUUGUCCCUGAACCUGGUGAAACUCCUCCUCCAAACUCAGAUCACAGUCAACGCCCCGUUCCACGUCCUCGCACGAAAUCCCAUAAGCAAGCAAUCGAGGAGGAGGCCAAAGUUCAGACCUUGGUCGAGAUCAGUGAAAAUUUUGAGGAUAUUCAAUCUAGUAAACAAGAAGUUUCCUCAAAUAAGUAUUUAAAGGAGUUACUGGAGGUUUUUAGUUCAGAUAACGAGUGUGAGGUGAGCAGUGCCACCACCGACCAAUCCGACGAGGCCUUGCUGAGUGAAGAUGCUGUUGGCGAGAUGAACGGCAGCAACAGUCAAAGUAAUUUCCGGGCCAGGAUCCAGGCCUUUGAGAGCCAGGCUGCCAACGAGGAAGGAAAUGUGAACGAUUCUACCAGACUGCAGCUUCCUGCCAGGAAGCCAAGCAUCAGGCCCCCGGUUGCUGCUAAACCUUUUGUAUCUCUUAAACCUCAGUUUACCCCAAGUAUAGAUGAUUUCAGUCAAAACAUAUCAGCCACAAACAUCCUUAAAAACCCCACAACACCCCCGAGACCUCAGCCUCCCGAGAAACCUGGAGGUCGAUCUAUAAAGGAGGAGCUGGAGGCUUUACACAGCAGGGGGGUACAAAGAUCAUAUUCUGUAAUGGCCAGAGGCAGCCAAGUGUACGAGGAAGAACCUUCAUUUUUUCCACCUAAACCUCCAGUGAAGCCCAUUAAGGAACCACUCAAACCCAAUCUGAACAUAAACAACCACAACUCAGCCUCCAUGGUCAGAGACAAGGAGUAUGCGGAGAGUCUAAUAAAUUCAGUCCCAGUGAAACCUCUGCGUAAUGUGAACAGUAAUGGAGGCUCUGCCAUUGGACCAGUCAUUGCAAAACGACCAACCAUCAUCAGGGUCCCCAGCCAAACUGGUUCAAAUUAUUUUCAGGAUGAUGUCCCUCCUCUUCCAGUCCAGAUGCCUGUGGGCUCUCUAAACGGCUUACAGAACCACAGAAAAAGCCUGCAGUCCAGCUUGUCCCUCCAGGAGCCCUUCAGUGCUGCACCAGUGCCAUCACUCCCACCUCGAAAGCCCAGUAUGAACAAAACCCUCCCACCACGCCCACCUGCAGCCAAAACAGCCCCUGUAAGACCUCCUCAGAGCUUUAAGGCCACCGGUCGCUCUCAGUCACUGUCAUGGGAGACUUCACCUAAACCGCAGCCACAGAAGCCCCACAGGAAAGAACUCGUCUUUCCUCCAAGACCCAGCCCAGGCCACCGCCUCUACAACAAAUACACCCUUCAGCUUCCCCAUGGGAUUGCAAGCUGUGACUACAAUGGGAGUAAUUCAGGAGAGCUGUCAUUCCAGAAGAACGAAGUGCUGCUGCUGCUUAAACAAAUUAACCACAAUGAAUUUGAGUGCCAAGCUGGACAAACUAGAGGCAGAGUCCACAAGUCUCGCAUGCAGAUUAUAACUCCUCUUUCCUCAGACAUGUUUCCAUCACAGGAUGCCGAUCCAGCCAGUGGAAACAGUUACGGGCUAAAGGUGCAGGCUGUACAUGACUUCAAUCCAGAGGGCCCCGGAGAGCUGAGUCUGAGAGCAGGAGAUAUUGUGACCAUGGUGGAGAAGUUGGACAGCGAGUGGUACAGAGGCACCUGUAGGGGAUCUACUGGAUUCUUUCCCAUCAAUUAUGUGAAAGUCUUGUCAGAUUCACCAAAACCCCUCCCUGAAAGGAAACCAAGGCCACCACCUGCAAAAGCCAGUGGUCCAAGAUGUGUGGCGAGGUUCGACUUUGAGGGGGAGCAAAGCGAUGAGCUGUCGUUCUCUGAGGGUGAUGUGAUCCAGCUGAAGGAGUAUAUGGGACAAGACUGGGCACGGGGACAGAUCGGCACCCACGAAGGUAUCUUUCCCCUUAACUUUGUAGAGGUCAUCGAAGAUCUGCCUCCACCCCCAAGUCAGCAGCAGAGUGCCAAGAUGGCACUACCCGGGAUGGUUGCUGCUUCUCCCAGCAUACACCCUGAGGCUGCCAGUCCUGCUCAGGUGUCUCAGUCUAGUGUGGAAUGGGUGGUAGCUCUGUACGACUACAACGGGAAGACGGCGGACGACCUCUCCUUUCGAGAGGGUGAAUGUAUCCUGAUCACCCAGCAUCUCGAUGAUGAUUGGAGCUGUGGCAGGCUCAAUGGCAAGGAGGGCAUUUUCCCCAGGAAAUAUGUUGAGAGCAGCACAGGCCAGCAGCCAUCUAAUGGCCAGCAGAAUGGAGCUGCUGGAGGUGGGAGAGCUAGGGCUCUGUACAGCUACACAACAAACUGUGAUGAGGAGCUCUCUCUGCAGGUUGGGGAUAUCAUAACCAAUCUCGAGUCCAUAGAUGAUGAAUGGUUUUUAGGGGACUUGAGGGGGAAACGAGCCCUGGUCCCUAAAAACUAUGUUCAAGUACUGGAUUAAAGUCACAUGGCCUGCUGCUCAAUGCACAAUAUAACUAGAUGACCUGAAGCUCUAGUGACACGUUCUCAGCAGUAUAAGAUUGAACUGCUUUUAACUUGAAUGCAGUAUUUCAUCUACUAGCGUAACUUUAAGUUGACUUCAAUACGUUUACUGAAUAUCCAAUAAAAAUGCUAAAGAUG